Aspergillus aculeatus ATCC 16872 is the source of this 4923-nucleotide messenger RNA. Its product is annotated as kinesin-3 motor protein uncA. The transcript is spliced from 2 exons. The record is from RefSeq and is a predicted model, not a curated record. Gene Ontology annotation, biological process: cytoskeleton-dependent intracellular transport; microtubule-based movement. Gene Ontology annotation, molecular function: microtubule binding; ATP binding; microtubule motor activity. NCBI's taxonomy places the organism in Eukaryota, Fungi, Ascomycota, Eurotiomycetes, Eurotiales, Aspergillaceae. The coding region runs from base 1 to 4923 and encodes 1640 amino acids. Gene Ontology annotation, cellular component: microtubule; kinesin complex.
AUGGGUAAUAUCAAGGUGGUGGUCCGAGUACGGCCGUUCAACAGCAGAGAACUCGACCGAAAUGCAAAAUGUAUUAUUCAGAUGAAAGGAAACCAAACGGUUCUUAUCCCGCCUCCUGGUGCCGACGACAAACUACGCAAGGCCGGUGGGAAAGGUGCCGUGGAAGGGCCGAAGGCGUUCGCCUUCGACAGGUCGUAUUGGUCUUUCGACAAGAAUGCCCCGAACUACGCAAGCCAGGACAACCUCUUCGGUGACUUGGGUGUGCCACUGUUGGACAAUGCCUUCCAGGGCUACAACAACUGCAUCUUCGCCUACGGUCAGACGGGUUCUGGAAAGUCGUACUCGAUGAUGGGUUAUGGCAAGGAGUAUGGUGUCAUUCCUCGGAUCUGCCAGUCCAUGUUCGAGCGCAUCUCUGCCAUCCAGCAAGACAAAAACCUCAGCUGUACCGUGGAAGUGUCCUAUCUCGAGAUCUACAACGAGCGAGUCCGCGAUUUGCUCAAUCCCUCGAACAAGGGGAACCUCAAGGUCCGCGAGCACCCGUCCACGGGUCCAUACGUGGAGGACCUGGCCAAACUGGUCGUGCGCUCCUUCGAUGAAAUCGACAAUUUGAUGGACGAGGGUAAUAAGGCCCGAACGGUGGCGGCAACGAACAUGAACGAAACCUCUAGUCGAUCGCACGCCGUGUUCACCUUGACCCUUACGCAAAAGCGCCAUGAUGCCGAAACCUCGAUGGACACCGAGAAGGUCUCCCGAAUCAGUCUGGUCGAUCUUGCGGGUUCGGAAAGAGCAAAUUCGACGGGAGCCACCGGCGCGCGGUUGAAGGAAGGUGCUGAGAUCAAUCGAUCGCUGUCCACCCUCGGUCGUGUCAUUGCUGCUCUGGCGGAUGUGGCUUCUGGAAAGAAGAAGAAUGCUUCAAUGGUUCCGUAUCGUGACUCUAUCCUCACAUGGCUGCUCAAGGACUCUUUAGGAGGUAACUCCAUGACGGCGAUGAUUGCUGCGAUCUCACCUGCCGAUAUCAACUUCGAUGAGACUCUGAGUACUUUAAGGUACGCAGACUCGGCUAAGCGAAUCAAGAACCACGCAGUGGUGAACGAGGACCCCAACGCACGGAUGAUCAGAGAAUUGAAGGAAGAAUUAGCGCAGCUGCGAGCGAAGCUUGGUGGUGGUGUAGCAGCAAUGGCCGGCGCGGCUGCUGGCAACCUCGCUGCCGCUGACGGCAUCCCACCCGAGGAAUCUUAUCCCCCAGACACGCCUCUGGAGAAGCAGAUGGUUUCGAUCCAUCAGGCAGAUGGCUCAGUCACCAAAGUCAGCAAGGCGGAGAUUGUGGAGCAAUUGAACCAGAGCGAGAAGCUUUAUAAGGAUUUGAACCAGACAUGGGAGGAGAAAAUGGCCAAGACCGAGCAGAUCCACAAGGAGCGCGAAACAGCCUUGGAGGAGCUUGGAAUCAGUAUCGAGAAGGGCUUUAUUGGUCUCAGUACACCAAAGAAGAUGCCUCAUUUGGUCAAUCUCAGUGACGAUCCGUUACUCGCAGAGUGCCUUGUGUACAACAUCAAACCAGGAACCACUAUGGUUGGCAAUAUGGAUCAGGGCAGCCAUGUGGAGAUCAGACUGAACGGCUCCAAGAUCAUGGCCGAUCACUGUAAGUUUGAGAACGUGGACAACAUUGUCACCAUCAUCCCCACUGAAGGCGCCGCCGUUAUGGUGAAUGGAUUGCGCAUCGAUCAACCUAAGCGCCUUAAAAGUGGGUUUCGGAUCAUUCUGGGUGACUUCCACAUUUUCCGCUUCAACCAUCCGCAAGAGGCCCGUGCCGAACGAGUCGAGCAAAGUCUGCUGCGUCAUACGGUCACCACAAGCCAGCUUGGCUCACCCGCGCCAAACAAAACCCAUGACCGCAAUGUGAGCAAAACCGGGUCGGAGAUUGAUGGCGACUCGAGUAGGGCCGAUUCACCGAUGCCGUCACAGCCCAGCAGGGAAUCCGAUUGGUUCUAUGCUCGCCGUGAAGCCGUCAGCGCUGUACUGGGGCCCGAUCAUAUCUCGCAUAUGCCUGAUGAUGAGCUGGACGCCUUGUUUGAGGAUGUGCAGAAGGUCAGGGCUACACGCCGGGGCCUGGCGGAGAAUGAGGAGGAUUCUGACUCGUUGAGUUCUUUUCCCGUACGAGACAAGUACAUGUCAAACGGCACUAUCGACAACUUCUCCUUGGAUACUGCCAUCACGAUGCCCGGGACUCCUCGUCCCAACGAUGACGAUGAGGCACAGAGUGGAGCCGAUGCGACUCUGCAAUCUGUGCGCCAGGAUAUGCAGCGGCAGCUGGACCGGCAGAAAGAGGAAUACCAAGACAAACUGAGAAAUGCUGAGACGUCAUCUAGUCAAGACGUUGAAGACCUCCGCUCUGAAAAGACCCGGAUGGAGGAAGCCCUGCGGACAGCGAAAGAGGAAUUUGAGGAACAACUGAGGAAACAAAAGGAAGCAUUUGAGUCCCACAUGAAGGAUCUAGGCCAACCGGUACCCAAAGUCUACGAGAAUGGCUUUGCCAAACUCGACGCCCGGGAACUCGAGGUCGCACGUUCAGUUUACCGUCACUGGUCUCAGCAGAGCUACGUUCGCAUGGCCGAGAAGGUGUUGCAAUACGCGUCGCUGCUGAAGGAAGCGCAGGUCAUGAGUCAGAUCAUGGACAAGAAUGUUGUAUUUCAGUUUGCAAUCAUCGACCAUGGGCACAACAUGGCCUCGUCUUAUGACCUCGUACUGAACGGUAUUUCCGGGGACGAGGACGUUGUCUUGGAUGACGCCAGGAAGCCUUGCGUAGCUGUCCGCGUCAUUGACUUCAAGCAAUGUGUGAUACAUCUCUGGUCCAUCGAGAAGCUCCAGCGUCGCGUCCAGGCUAUGCGUCAGCUACACCAGUACAUCGACCGUCCUGACUACAUCCAGCAUUUCAAGUUAGAGAAUCCCUUCUCCGAACCCUGCUCGCCUCAGUACUCGCUUGUCGGCGACGCCGACAUUCCGCUCACUGCUGUCUUCGAAACUCGAGUGCAGGAUUUCUCCGUCGAGGUUUUCUCACCUUAUACGCAGAACGUCAUCGGCAUUAUCCGACUGUCUCUGGAGCCCUCUUCGGCCCAGGCCCCGUCGUCUACGUUGAAGUUCAACGUUGUCAUGCGGGAUAUGGUUGGGUUUGCCGAAUGGGAAGGGUCGGAGGUGCAUGCUCAGCUCGUUGUGCCUGGGAUCUCCGAGGAGGGCGGUGCCACCACGACGCAGAUGAUCAGUGGAUUCGAUGAAGCCCCGGUGCGAUUCGAGAGCGUCCACAGCAUGAGCUUGCCAUUGUCCAGCCCCCGCAGCGCCGCUCUGAAAAUCUGCGUCUAUGCACGUGUGACCCAGAUGCACCUCGAUAAACUUCUCAGCUGGGACGACAUGCGUGACUCAGCCGAGCCGGCGCCCAAGAAACGGAAAACUCCACGGAUUGCCGAAACAGAGUUCUAUUCCGAAGAGAGACACGACGUUUUUGCAAGGGUGCAGAUCCUCGAAUUGGCGGAAUCCGGCGAAUACCUUCCGGUUGAGGUUGUUCAAAGCAAUAGCCUUGAUGCAGGCACAUACCAACUACACCAAGGUUUGCAGCGUCGUAUCAUGGCGAACUUGACCUAUAGUUCCACCGAGAGUCUGCCUUGGGAUGAUCUGACCAACAUUCGCGUGGGGUCCGUGCGACUGCUGGACCCUUGGGGCAAAAUCCCGGAUCAAGACCUGCAAACUCCCGACGUCCCACUGAAGUUCAUCCAGGAGCCCGGUGUGAAAGAGAAUGCAGACGGGACUUCUAAUAUCACCAUCAUAGGCCAAUGGGACUCCAGUUUGCACGGGUCUCUUCUUCUUGAUCGGGUGACUGCGGAUAAGUACCGCGUCCAGGUGACCCUGAGGUGGGACUUGAUCUCUUCACGCUUGCAGGACCCAGUGCCCUUCGAGAUUGACUUAACUCUCCAGAUCCAGGGUCGAACCUAUGUUCGACCGCAAUCGAUGUUCAAGCAAUUCUUCAACUCCACGCGUAUUGUGCACUCGACUGUUCGCAUGUUUUCCUUGGUGGUUCGGCCGGUGUCUGCCAAGCGGGCGGCAGACCUGUGGCGCAUGAACACGCAGAAUGAUUAUGUCAAAGGCGAGGAGUAUCUGACUACGUGGUCCCCACGCAAGGUGUCGCUCGUGCGGGACUAUGUUGCUGCGCGCAAACGGCGGCGACGCAUCGCCGAGCUAUAUGCUGCGAAAGGAGCUCUCAGUGCCAAUAGCUUGGUGGCAUCGCCUAUGCGCAGUGGACGCUCGACCCCUCUCCGGAGCCAGAAAGGCGCGGACCGCGAUGCGAAACUUCUCCAGAAAUACAUCGAUCUCUGGGCGAAGAGGACCGAUCCGAUUGAAGCAAUCCUUGUUCGGAGCAACACCGAGCCUCCUGCAGGCGGGGCGGCUUUUUCUUCUCGGAUCCGGCAGUCUUCGUCCAGCGACGACGAGAACUCGAGCUCCACUUCCGACGAGGCAUCCUUGAAGCCGCGAUUUGUGGCCUCCAUCCAGACUCUUCCGAAGAAUCCAUCUUCUCUCAAGUCUGGAUACCUACUUACCCCGGAUGAUACCAACAGCCACUGGGUGCGGCGGUUUGUUGAGCUUCGCCGACCUUACCUGCAUAUUCAUUCCGUCCCCGAUGGGGACGAGAUCAAUGCCAUCAACCUGCGCAACUCGCGAGUCGAUCAUUCCCCUGAUUUUGCACGGCUUCUCGACGGGCCAGGAACGACGGGUGACCGUGGGGCGUCGAGGGGCCGCCAUGUGUUUGCGGUGUAUGGGUCGCAGAACACGUUUCUGUUUGCGGCCCGGACGGAAGCUCAGAAGGUGGAGUGGAUCUUAAAGAUCGAUGAAAGCUACUUCAGCAACGCUGGGGCGCGGGCGAUGACCAAUGAUUCUUGA